AUGCCUUCUGCUAUAGGUCAGAAUUUUAAACAAUACAAGUAUAAAGAAGAUGGCCACGACGCAUUGGAGUCUGGAGAUAUAGUAGAGGCCGAAGGAAGACGAGCACUAGCAGUGUUAUGGUCGACUGACAAAAUUUCAUUGCUAGGAAGCGAUAAUUUAGGCUUAAUAGAUCCAGAACAAGGAGAUUCCCAAGUCAAAGUAUCCAAAAUCAAAUCACAUAUGAACGACAAGUACGCAAAACAGAAAGUGAAAAGAAGUGUGCCUCUUAACAGUGAAGAAUUACUGACGGCCGUAGAAUGGGAUAAACGAAAGUUGUGA
Molecule: messenger RNA, 318 nt
Organism: Entrophospora candida
Lineage: Eukaryota; Fungi; Glomeromycota; Glomeromycetes; Entrophosporales; Entrophosporaceae
Source: the annotation of a GenBank genome assembly